Messenger RNA from Cryptosporidium ubiquitum, 1614 nucleotides. RefSeq lists its product as uncharacterized. The record is from RefSeq and is a predicted model, not a curated record. The transcript has a single exon. Bases 1 to 1614 code for a protein of 537 amino acids. Lineage: Eukaryota; Apicomplexa; Conoidasida; Eucoccidiorida; Cryptosporidiidae.
AUGGAUGUAACGGAAGUAACAGGCUCUACGACAAGAAAGGUAAUCGCGGGUGAUCAUUCAGUUAACAAUGCUUCCCCUAAUGAGAGAGUAAAUCACCAAAAGUUGGUAUCGAGCAGAACAAACUUUACUAGUAGGACGGAUAGAAGGGGAUGGAGAUCUUCUAAGUGGCGUAACGCAAAAUUUGGCUCAGAAAUGUCCGAAUCUUCAAAUAUAAAUAGUUCAAUCAAUCUAACAGAGAAGGAUUUUUCAAAAUUUCAGGACACUGAGUCAUCAGAAAGUUUUAAUGUUAUAAGAGGGUUCUGCCUUUGUGAAGGAUAUAAUUUGGAAAGUAUUAGGUCUGCUCUUGAUAAACAUAAUUACCGCCAUUGGUAUGUAGAUAAAGAAAAAACUAUACUAGCAUUUGAUCUAAACCCAUAUUUUGAUAAAAUUGAAAUCACUUGGGCAACUCAAGGACGAUUAGGUAAGGUUCUUUUUCCUGCUGGUAUAUACCCACCGAUUCAAAUGAUAUUAGGAAAACUUAGUAGAAAUCUCUCAAUAGAAGAAAAUUCUAGGGACAAUCUAAUUGGACUUGAUAAAAUAGUCGACUGGAGGGUAUCAGAUAGAUUGUUCACAAAAGCCGAAAAUGAAACAAGUUUUUCGGAUUUGAGAUACAAAAAACAAUACUCUAGUUAUGAUGAGCAUUCUGAUUUUCAGAAUGACAUUUUGUCAAAUUCAGUUCUUUCUUCAAAUUUUACAAGUAUGUCCAAUCACGAGAUAUUGGAGCGAGGGGAAUGUUAUUUAAACGAUGAAAACUACUGGAAAAAGGUUGAAAAUCCUAUUUUUAUAUUUAAGAAUGGAGUAAUUGUUGCUUGGAGCAAUGAAGAAGUUACAUCAAACUCGAUUACACAUUUUGGCUCUCCCAAGUAUUUAGAUGAAAGGUUUGACGAUAUUAUAACUUUCCUUUCUCUAUAUUCAAUUGGAGGUUUUGUUGGGAAAUACUCUAAGAAUUGCCAGUACUAUACUAUGUUGUUUAAAUAUGGGAAUUUUUCGUAUAGCAGGUUUUAUAGAAGUAACCGAAAAAUGAUUUCCGAUAUUGUAACUUUGAAAACUAGAAGUGCAGAAGAAAAACUUGCAGCUUCCUUAUCAAUUGGUCAAAGCAUUAGACUUUCUUUAUUUGAGGGCUUUAUUGAGGAUUGCGUUGACAAUAUUAGGUAUUUACCAUUAAAACUUGCUCAAGUUGGUGCUUCUAGUGUUAUUGAAGAAGAAUUUAAGGUAGAAGUUCCCCAAAUAAGAAAAAGAUUUUCCGAAUUAUAUUCUUACCAAAUUUCAGUUAACUUGGUUGAGGACUUUCUUGAUAUACCUGAAAUCUUUUGGCAUAAUUAUAGAUUUCAUUCGGUCUGGCGAAAUCUACAACAAUAUCUGGAAAUUUCAGAAAGGCUUCAGGUUCUUAAUAGACGUAUAGUAAUGAUGCAGGAACUUCUUAAAGUUAUUACUGAGGAGUAUCAAACAACGCAAGCUAACCGAUUGACUUGGAUUGUAAUUAUUCUUUUAGCUAUUAAUUGCUUCUCAUCUUUUUAUAGGCACAUCUUACUAAACCAUCCACAUAACAUUUCAGAGCAGGGUAAACCUAUUUAA